UAAUAUCUUCUUCGUGAUACGGUAAAAACUACCAAUCUACUUUUUUAACCAAAAGAACUUGGCGAAGGACAUCAUUCAUUAUCAUGUUCGGAUUAUUUUGUACUUCAAUUGGCCAUGCAUUYUUUUGYURUCUGUUUAAUUGAAAGUUUGUCAACCUAGGAGUUAUGUAGAAUGUUAAAGAUACAUUUAAUUGCAUCUCUAUGUGUGUGUACAUAUCGUAUUGGUUGAGGCAUGCUAUUCUGCUCUGUUUUUGAUUUUCUGCAUUCUUAUAACUUUGUCUUCCAUCUUUAUCCCUUUYUGUACCAUGAAUAUUGUACUUAUAAGUACAAGGUUUAUCUCAAGAAGUUUUAAGCACUAUCUUCACUCUAAUUAUUGAUUAAUAUAAAAUAUGAAAUAUACGAAUAUGAGAAAGAAGCUCAAAGACCAAUGCGCUCCUAUUUUCUCUGUACUUAUUCUCUUWGURUUAACACAUAGUACUUUCAGGGACCUUCUAGCCAAUGGGUUGAUGUAAUGAAGAUGAAAAGAGCUAUUCAUGAGGGGGUCAUAAAUAAAGUAAACCAGCAGCUCUCUAGCAAUCAUUCAGUAAAGGAAGAUGAGCUUGAAUGCAAUAGAUCACCAGGCAUGGGAAAGAAAGUUUCUGGUAGUAAAAGGAAGGCACAGAGCUUCAAGGAUGAGGAGUUUUUCAUAAGCUCAGUUCCAACAAAUCAACAUUUUGAAGCAGGCCUUUCAGUCAGAAGUAAUCAAGGCUUUGCAUCCAACAGGUUGGAGAAUGCUGUUCUUGACCUAGCUGCAGAUGAUAGUGGGGGAUUACAAAAACAGAAGUCUUCAUAUCAUUGGGAUAAGAGGAGUAAAAAGUAUGUCAAGUUGAACAACGGUGACCGUGUAACAGCUAGUGGGAAGAUAAUAACAGAGAGUGGUUCAAAAGGGAAGGCCAAUAAAACUGGAAUAUAUAAAAGAUGGAAAGAAAAAUCACACAGUAAGGUAUCUUUCCAAGGAACAAACAAUGAAGGCAGUGCUGUGGAAUCUACAAGUCUCAAAGCAGGAGGGCGUGGAAUGCAUAAGAGAGGAGGGUUUAGAGGUGGGAACAAGAGUCGGUCAGUUCCUAAUGCUCAUGUGCGUUCAGAAGUUAAAAAUCUUGACCAAGUUCGGAAAGAAAGGCAAACGAAAGCAACCAAAGCUGCUUUGAUGAAGAAUAACCCAAAGAAAGGGAAAAAGUUAGGGAAAAAUGGUGGUAAAAGGGGGAAGGGAAGGAAAUAGAUAUAUAUAUAUAUAUAUACACACACACAUAUAUAUAUAUAUAUAUAUGUAUAUGUGUGUGUGUGUGUGUUAUGGUUGUUUAUUUCUUGUUUUGAUGGCACAAUCACGAUUCACAUGUAUGGUGUAAAACUUAAUGGGUGGUGAUAUUUUUGAAAUUA
Cynara cardunculus var. scolymus (artichoke) is the source of this 1415-nucleotide messenger RNA. Its product is annotated as putative DEAD-box ATP-dependent RNA helicase 29. The transcript has 8 exons. NCBI's taxonomy places the organism in Eukaryota, Viridiplantae, Streptophyta, Magnoliopsida, Asterales, Asteraceae. The record is from RefSeq and is a predicted model, not a curated record. Gene Ontology annotation, molecular function: RNA helicase activity; ATP binding; RNA binding. Gene Ontology annotation, cellular component: nucleus. Bases 511 to 1257 code for a protein of 248 amino acids.